Molecule: messenger RNA, 306 nt
Organism: Ostertagia ostertagi
Lineage: Eukaryota; Metazoa; Nematoda; Chromadorea; Rhabditida; Trichostrongylidae
Source: the annotation of a GenBank genome assembly
AUGCCAACGAUCGGAUUCCUGUUGGCUGAGUUCGGUCUGCCAGAAGAUGCCACUUCACUGAAAAUGGCUCUGUUUGCCACGUCUACGUGUCCAGGUGGUGGAAAGAGCUCGUUUUGGACGAUCAUUUUUGGAGGAAAUCUUGACCUCUCCAUUUCGAUGACCUUCACGCAGACCUUAGCUGCUCUAUUUAUGAUGCCGUUAUGGAUGUCAACGCUUGGUCGACACUUCACCGACGCUCACGUUCAAAUUCCUUUCUUGAGAAUUAUUGAGGCAAGAUUUAUACGAUUUCAUUUACGGCUAAAAUGA